AUGUCAGAACAAGAACCCAAAAUAAUCCCACCCUUCGACCCCGGCGCCUCUCCCUCCGCCACCGAUCCUUGUCCGUUCUGCUCCAUAUCCUCCAGCUAUUCUCCUUUCCCUCCGGAUCAACCCCCCUCAGCAGACUCCCCUUCUAUCGACCCUUUCCAACUCGCGCCCCCGGCUUUCGUCGUACUUUCAACGCCUACGCUCGUCGCUUUCCUCGAUAUAUUACCCCUGUCUAGGGGCCAUCUCCUAUUAUGCCCUCGCGCCCAUCGCUCCAAGUUAACCGAUGUCACAUCCCACGAAGCCGCCGAGCUAGGCGUUUACCUACGCGUACUAUCCGCGGCCCUCGUGCGCGCCACGGGGGUCAAAGACUGGAACGUGGUUCAAAACAAUGGUGCUGCAGCCGCGCAGGUAGUGAAUCAUGUGCACUACCAUCUCAUCCCACGACCCGAGAUACGCGCUAGUGGGAGGUUUAGAGAAAGCUUUACGAUGUUUGGCCGCGGAGUGCGCGAGGAGUUAGACGAUGACGAAGGAGUAGCGUUGGCGGAACAAAUAAGAAGAAGUGUAGCUUUGGUAUUAGAAGAGGAGGCUAGGAAGGGAAAGUUAUGA
Daldinia childiae is the source of this 603-nucleotide messenger RNA. Its product is annotated as Hit family protein 1. Lineage: Eukaryota; Fungi; Ascomycota; Sordariomycetes; Xylariales; Hypoxylaceae. The record is from RefSeq and is a predicted model, not a curated record. The transcript has a single exon. Gene Ontology annotation, biological process: nucleotide metabolic process. Bases 1 to 603 code for a protein of 200 amino acids. Gene Ontology annotation, molecular function: catalytic activity.